Salmo salar (Atlantic salmon) is the source of this 6459-nucleotide messenger RNA. RefSeq names its product RLF zinc finger (gene rlf). The record is from RefSeq and is a predicted model, not a curated record. Lineage: Eukaryota; Metazoa; Chordata; Actinopteri; Salmoniformes; Salmonidae. Gene Ontology annotation, cellular component: nucleus. Gene Ontology annotation, biological process: regulation of transcription by RNA polymerase II. Gene Ontology annotation, molecular function: DNA-binding transcription factor activity, RNA polymerase II-specific; DNA binding.
UCCGUCGGAAAACAACACGAAGAAGAAGUGGUGAGCGCACGCUGGUGCACGCGCGUCACAUGAAGGGGAUGCAUACGCGCGGUGGCGGGGACUGAAGAUGGCGGAUAGUGAUGUUGAACCAGAGCCCGACUGGAGUAAUCGGCCUUCCAACACUGCCGAGGACACUCUCGUCGCCAUGGAAUGCUUGCUCACCACCUUGAGAGCGCUUGAAGCAACGCUCAGGCAACAAGACAUUUCGGAAAUAUCAUCCACCGAAUAUUGCGACAACUUCUGCCAGGCACUGAUGGACUACGCUGGGAGCAGGAAUUCUGUGGAACAUGGUCUUCCUCUCCUGGAGGUCUACUGCCUGGCCAUCAACUGCUUUGCUGCUGCAAGGCCACAUCUCACUGCAGACUCUGACACUGUUGCCCUGGUGUUGAAGAGACUAGCACUGAGCUGUUUUGAACUGUUGCUAUCUGUGCCUGAAAACGAAAUCCCUUAUGAGGCCUGGGUUCAAUUUCACCGCUCUGUUCAGGUGGCCCAUGAUGCCUUGUUGGAGUAUGGGAGCAUAGAUCUACAAGCCCUCCUCCAAAUCACAGGGGAGGGUGGAGCGUGGAGUAACCCUGUCCUAAGCGCCCUUCUCACCGGUCAUCCUACAACCGCAGAGGAAGUUGACGCGUACAUCUCCUUGGAGGGGGAGGGCUUCAUGGAGAUGCGAGUUAAACACCUGGAGAAAGUGGGGGAGGUGGCGAAGGCUGUGGUACUGGCUAAGGCCUGUGCUGAAUGCCAUCUUGUCUCCAACCAAACCACCUUCCGCCAGACCUAUGUCUCUCUCCUCUGCCAACUGCUGCCGGGCGAGGAGGCCAUCAUGGAGAUAUCCAGACUGGACUGUAAGGAUGUGCUGGAUAUUACAUGCAAUUUGGAGACCGAGGGGGAGGAUAACACGGCCUUCAUCCUGUGUACUACCUUCCUAACUCAACAGUUGCAGCAGCAGAGCCUGUACUGCUCCUGGGAGCUCACACUGUUGUGGAGUAAGCUGCAGAGAAGGAUCGACCCAUCUUUGGAAUCACUGCUGGAGCGUUGCCUGCAGCUAGGUGCAAUUGCUAAGACUGUCUACCAUCUGCUCUUCCUUGUGCGUGUCAUCCGGACAGAGGCAGAGGAGCUGGGUCUGGCUUCAUCUGUGGAGUUAUGUGUUAAAGCACUACAGCUCCCAAAGCAAGAGGACACAGAAACGAGGAUAUCUGUGUGCAAGACUGUAUCCUGCCUCCUACCAGACGAUCUUGAGGUGUUGCGGGCCUGCCAGCUGACAGAGUUUCUCUUAGGCCUCUCUCAUGUGGCCUUCAGCACCCUUCAAGAGCUCUAUCUGCGGCCCGAUCAGAAGUAUGACCAGGAAAAUGCCAUUAUCCCCAACUCGCUGCGGUGUGAACUGCUCCUGGCACUUAAAGCCCACUGGCCUUUCGACCCUGAAUUCUGGGACUGGAAGACACUAAAGCAUCAGUGCAUCAUGCUGCUGGGGCUUGAACCUGAGCCGGAGGAGGAAGAGGAGAAAGGGAGGGGGCAGGAGGAGGUUAGUCUUGAGCAGGAUGUAAAGGAGGAGGUGGAGACGGGAUUUGUUGAUAUGCCAAAAGAAUAUGUAAAUGGGACAAGUGGAAGCAUUGAUGGUCAUGAGAAAGAUGAAGAAAAUGACCGGGACAGUAAACCACCUUCAAAGCCAGAUGCUGAGGGUACCUCAGAGCAGGGUUCACUGCAGAAAAAAUACAAGUUCUUCUGCAAGAUUUGUAAGAAAUCUGUUACUGAGACCCGAAUCCUUCUUCACUCUAAGAGGCAUGAAGAAAACGGUGUUUCCACCUGCCCUGUCUGCCUGAAGAAGUUUAAGAGCAGAAAGGAUUUUAUCCCACACACCAAACUACACCUUCAAAUGCCAUCCAGAAGCACUCGACAGAAGAAAAAGGACAAAAAGAGGGUUGAUUUGGAUAAGGAAAUGGAGGAGGACGACUUGGAUGACUUGGAGCCUGGUGAGAUUGCCCUUGACCCAUCCUUAAUGCUGUACUACCAGUCCACACAUGAUCCUGAUGUUCUGGAGCACAUUUUAGAGCAAGCUUCAUCUGCACCCAGGAAGCCUGGUCAUGAGGAUAACAUCACAAUUGAAUACAUUAACGUUCAUUUUGAAUUGCAGAAUCGUGACAUAUACACAUGCCCUGCUACUCACUGUACAAAGACUUUUAAGCAUUCCAAGUACCUGGGUGUGCACCUUAAAUCAGAAGACCAUGUUAGCGACGAGAAUGUGAAACAUUAUUGUGAAAUGAGAGACCGUAGGGAAAAGUGCACUUACUGUCGGCGCCACUUCAUGUCUGCCUAUCACCACCGCAGGCAUCGGCGUGUGCACUACGGUGACCUGCCUUACAUGUGUAUGGUCACAGAUUGUGGUGCUCGUUUCAGCACCUCCAAUGAGCUUGUCACACAUAAGCAGAGCCAUGGCUUUCAACUUAGCUACCAGUGUGAGCUCAAAGGUUGUAGUCUUUCUUUCUGUGACUUGGGGCAGGUAUACCAUCAUGAAGCACAGCACUUUCGUGAUGCAGCAUACAGCUGCACUAGCCUUGAUUGCAAGAAGUUCUACUUUUCUAAAAAGGAAUUUGGCCGGCAUUUAGCCACACAUGGCAUUACCUUCUCUGAGGAAGACUUUGAGGCACAGAGGAAGGCCAAAAGAAAACAUCUUGACUCCAUAACAGAGGAGAUAACCAGCCCCAAAAAGUCGUGUGACAUAAAGACUGUACUGGAGGAGGUAGUCAACGGGGAAAACAAUGCUACUUUCUCUACAUGCAGUGCCUCCUCCUCACAGAUUUGCAAGGAGCCCAAGGGAACAAUGGCAUCUGUUGCUGUGUGCUUUGAUGGAAAAAAGUUCACUUGUGGUUUCGAGAGGUGUGGAUUGACCUUCUCCAAAGCUAGAGAUGUCCACCAGCACCUAAGGUGUGUUCAUCCAGAACAUUUCAAGUCUGAGAAUAAGGAACGCAAAAAUCUUAUCAAAGAGAAGGACUUGAAAUCGAAAGGUCUAAAGAUAAAAACAGAGAAGAACAACGAUGACAAGAACAAACAUGAACUUGCAGCUUGUCUGCUAAUGAAGGGGUCAAGCCAGGAAAAUGCUUCUAUUAAGAACACAGCAAUAUCUCCCUCAAGCCUGGACAAUGACCCUUUGAGAGAGAUUUUGAUUGGGCUUAGCCAGCUUAGUCUGACUCUCUCCAGCUCUACAAAUGGAUUUUGUGAGCCCUUCCAUCCAAUCUCAGGAUCCACAUCAAAGAUAUCCUGCCAGCAGGGUCUUGGUACCAGGUCCCCAGUUGUGUUUUUGCAAAAGCGAGCGCAACCCGCUGUUGGCAAGAGGGUGAAACUGACAUCAAACACUGAAUCAUCAGUAGCCCACAGUCUACCCUCAGAGCAACACUUAGAUGCAGACCAGGUCAGCCCCUUUGUUUUGCAAGCCUCUACUAAACCAUACUUCUGUGAGCUUAAUGAUUGCAACUUUAGAAGUGUGACCAGCACAACCCUAAUGCGCCACUACAUGAACAAGCAUAAUUUCUCAGAGAAGAAGGCGAAAGGAAUGAAGAUCCUCAAAUCACUGACAUUUAAGCCAUUUAAGUGUCACCUCUGCUCCAAAUGCCAUAGAGAGAAGACGGACUUGAGGGUUCAUUAUCUUCAGACGCAUAGACUUAGCGAGGCAGUUGUGGAGCAAAUGAGCUGUUGGUCUAAAAAGCGGGUUGAGGGUAAACCCCCAGAACCCACCAAGCCAACAGUCUCCAUAACACAACCCCCAGAACCCACCAAGCCAACAGUCUCCAUAAAACAACCCCCAGAACCCACCAAGCCAAUAGUCUCCUUUACACAGCCCCCAGAACACACCAAGCAAACAUCCUCCUUUACACAAAAAUCUCAGACCCCCACCUGGCAACACCCCUCCUGGCAGCAGAAGUACCAAAAAAAGAAAAUAAUGCGACAAAAUAUUGUACAAUUUGCUAAAUCUGGAGACAAGCGUAAGAAAUGCAGUCAUGCUCCAUCUUCUGUGCAGGAUCACUUCGAAGAGGAGGAAAGUGAAGAUGGAGGUAUGCGAAGAGGCAAGGGCGGCAUUUAUAUGUGCAAGCUCAAGGACUGUGGGGUUAUUUUCUCCCACACCUCCAGUCUUUAUCGCCACCAGAAGAAGUUUCAUUCGCAGGUGAUGGGACAUCCUUCCGUGCUUUCAGAAGACCCAGCUUUACAGAAGUUUAGGUGCAGCUAUGCCAACUGUAAUGCUUCUUACCUCCUGAACAGUAGCUUGGUGCGACACACAGAGAGUGAGCAUCCUAACCAGGCGACCAGUAGCUUAAAGCGUCACAGAAAAAGUGAUCAUCCUAACCAGGCGACCAGUAGCUUAAAGCGUCACAGAAAAAGUGAUCAUCCUUACCAGGCGACCUUGUGCUGCAAGUAUGACGGCUGUACACAAGUGUUCACCCAAAGCAGUAGUCUGAAAAAACAUGUACUCUCUAGCCACCUCAAUUAUUAUGAUUCACUCGUAUUACGUCUCCAGAAUACUCACAAGGACACGUCAGCCACUGGAUGCCAAAAGAAGCUGAUCAUCACAUCUACGCCACAGAAAGAUGCAACCAAGCUACCCCUCAGGCAAUCUCUAAGACACUGCCCAAAGUCUCCUGAAGAUGUUAAGGCUGAAGAAACUAGUGAAGAGCAAGAGCAAGAUGAAGAUGACGGCGAAAAUGUGUCAACUGAAAAGAAAUCCAGAAGGUUUGAAGAUAUGGUAUUCCGUUCCCAUGAGGAGGCCUUGCAGAUGUGCCAAGAUCGUUCUCAACGUAAAGCCUACCCGUGCAUGGUGCAAGGUUGUGAUUCUGUAGUGAAAUUUAUACGUAGUAUGCGCCGUCAUUAUUUGACUUGCCACAAAUUAACCAAUCAUGUUUUUGAAUUGAAUGAGGAUAAGCUUGUGUUUAGUGCAGAGCAACUGGAUGAGCUGAUUCAGAGGAAUACUGUAUUAUCUGCAUGCCCUGAUAUGACGAGGGCACCUAACGGAGUUCUGAAGAUGGAGUAUCAAGCAGAGCCAGAUAACCCUGGUGGUCCAUCUGUCCCUAUGAGUCUGCACUCCAUCGAAGCAGACACACUUGAUGAGCAUGACCCACUGGGGUUCAAAGAGGAGCCACCUGCUGAGAGGAAUGUUUUGGUGGGUGCCGAUGACUUGCUUUAUGGAGAACCUAGUGGGCACACUGAAGAGCCUGUUACUCAAAACAGCCAAGAGGAGAGGCCAAGGCGAAAAUCCUCAAACCCGCCCGCUCUUGAUCUCUCUCCACCAUCCUCCCUCCGAUUCAGUGUUGAUGAGGGCUUCAUGGACAGUUCAGGCAAAGAUGGUGGCAAACCAACAAUUUCUGUGCCAUUGCCCUCCCCUCAAGCCCGCCAGCCACUUAAACGUAAGAAUGAGCUCUCUGAGCUCCUUCCCAUUCCAAAGGACCCCCAGCCUCACAGCCCUCCCCCUCGCACAUUUGACCUGGCUGCUUAUAAACCAAUGGGAUUCGAGUCAUCUUUCCUGAAGUUCAUACAGGAGAGCACUAAGGAUGAUAUGAGGCCCCGGGCUUCUCACUGCAACAGCCACAGGCCUGAACCACCUGUGGUGUCUGCUCGGCGGCGGGAUUCCUACAGACGUAACUGUUCUGUAAAGGAGAACAGCCAGAUGGGCCUCACUACUACCCGUAGCAGGCGGGCUCGAUCUUCCCCACUUCAGCCUCUUCCCAGGACAGGGGAAUACACAUCAGUCCAGAACUUGCGCCUCAUCUUGGACAAGGCUCUGACGGGUUGUGGUGACCUAGCCAUUAAGCAGCUGCAGUACCUCAGGCCCGUGGUAGUUCUUGAGAGGCCAAGGUUUUCCACCUCCUUGCUUGACCUCUUCCCCACAAAAACUAAUGAUAAGCUACUUCUCGACAGUUCGUAGAACUGAGUACCUUUGUGUCCAAUAUAAAGACUAUCCCAGUGUUUUUUUUUUUCUAAUGUAAUUACUACUCUGAUAUUAUCAGUAUCUUUUUAAGUUGCCAAACUGAUUAGCUCAAGUACCUUAAUUGACAUACAACAGAUACGUGUGUAAAAUGAUCCUUCCCCUGAUUUUUUAAAAACUUCUUUAGAGUAUUUGUAUUACAUUUCUGUCAGGUGAUGAACGUUCUAAUGUGUAUAUAUAUGUAUAUAUAUGCGUCUUCUCACUACACAAUGAAGUUUUUUAUAAAACAUUUUCAAAUAUUAUUUAGAACGGUGUAGCUCAUUGUACCAUUUCAAUGCUAUUAAUUUGUCUGAAAAUAGCUUUCAUGGGACAGAAACAUCUCAUUUGCCCACUAAUAACUUGAGGAAAAAUGUUGUCCCCUCUGAAUAUCAAGACCCCUUUCUUUUUUUUUUCCAAUGCAGUGGGCAGAUGUGUAAUGCUUUAUAAGAAUAAUAAAUGUUUGAAUAGGCCCUUUCAAAAAUAUGAAA